AUGGGUCCCGAAGCUAACGGCACGGAAACCGAGAAACCAACACAAACGGUUCAACUCGGUAGUGAUUUUAUUUUACCGGAAAAUUCCGUUAACGGUUACGAAACCGUUACUAACAGCCAAAGUAGUUACAGUCAUGGCGGUGCUGAUAGCAAAAACGAUGGCAACGUAGGGUUUAUUCCUCCUCAUUCACUUCUUCCGAUGCCGGUAUCACCGGAGGUUUUUCAAAGAAACAAAAACGACGAGUCUCUGCCGAGUAACUCCGUCAACAGCACCAUGCCGGAUCUCGGAAGCUUCAUCCGUCAGCGGAGCAGCGAUUUAUCAACGGCGAUUGCGAAACGAGUCUCAUCGUUUCGAAAAUCGAUGGAGGAGAACGAGGAGAAGGAUAUGAAGAAUAACGGUCGGAAUCAGGAUGUGACGGAAUUCAGUCUUUCAGGACUCAAGGUUGUGGUGAAAGUGAAACCGGAGGAUGAACCGGCGAUGAAAGGGAGGAUAACGUUCUUCUCGAGGUCAGGUUGCAGAGACUGCACGGCGGUGAGGAGGUUCUUCAAAGAGAGAGAACUCAAGUUCGUUGAAAUCAACGUCGACGUGUUUCGCGAGAGGGAGAAAGAGCUACGAGAAAGAACGGGAAAUACAACCGUGCCGAUGAUUUUCUUCAACGAGAAGCUGAUCGGAGGGUUAGUCGCCUUGAACUCGCUGCGAAACAGCGGCGAGUUUGAACGGAGGUUGACGGAGAUGGUGGUUGAGAAAUUCGCCGGCGAUGAUGCGCCGUUACCGCCUGUGUACGGUUGUGAUUAUUUCGAGGCGGAUCGAACGGACGAGAUGGUUGGACUUGUUAGUCUUUUGCGGCGGAAAUUGUUCGUUCAAGAUUGGUUGAGGAGAAUGAAAAUCGUUAAGAAUUGUUUUGAAGGGAACGAGUUUGUGGCGGUUGUGAUUCAACACUUCAAGUGCGCGCGUAACGAGGCUGUUGAGAUUGGAAAAGAGUUAUCCAGGAAGCAUUUCAUCCAUCAUGUUUCCGGGGAUAAUGGCUUUGUAGACGGAAAUAACUUGUAUCGUUUCCUUGAGCAUGAACCCUUUAUUCCCCAGAUGCUUUAA
Messenger RNA from Vicia faba (fava bean), 1092 nucleotides. Lineage: Eukaryota; Viridiplantae; Streptophyta; Magnoliopsida; Fabales; Fabaceae. The record is from the annotation of a GenBank genome assembly.